AUGGCAUCGCAGUCCUCACUUUCCACCCUCCGAGCUGUCAGCUACCGGAUAUCAUCAACACCUACCAAGCAGCUUCCGGCCUUGAUACCGCACGUUACAGCCUUGUUGCCAGCCUGCAAGCAGUUGCUUGCUGCUCCUCAAGAUGCGAAAGCCAAAGACUCCUCGGAUGCCGCCGCCGCAGGUCACAAGUUCAGGACUCAACUAUCCACUAUGCUCCAAGACCGCACCGUCGAGGGCCGAUGGGCUGCUGUUGUCCUUGUAAAAUGCACCGUCGAGGUUGGAGGGCAUGAAGUCCUUCAAAAAUGCGCCCCGUGGGUAAGGGGUCUCCUGAGCAUACUGGGGAGGCCGGAUCCUCCAACUACGAGGAAGCUCUGUAUGAUCACUUUAACAAGGAUUUUCAUACUGACCCGCGAUCAUCCCACACUGCUUCGGGAGGUUACCACCCCUUCUCUGCCUACCAUGAUUGCGACUUGCCUCAAAGUGUUCACAGCAGGGUCACAGUCAUUAUCAGUGCAGCAGAACCCGGUCCAAAGAGCGCUGCUUCAAACGAUGCUUGAAUGCUUCACUCAGUUGUUGCCUCGUCAUCCUACCAUAUUCCGGUCCUACCAGAGCCAGUUGCAGCAGCUUCUAGUCCAAACCAUCGCUCCCACUCCGUCCAGCAGCUCACAACACAUCCCUGCUCUCCCAUGUCCGGCCUGCGAAGCCGCAAGGCGGCUUUUUGUACAGAUGCAUUGCUGUGCGCCGAAAUCCACGUCGACUGAGGAAUGGGAAAGCAUGCUGAAGGCCGUUGUCACCAGCAUCCAUCGUACAGCUGACAAGGUAUUCCGCGCCGUCAUUGAGGACUGGGAGUCGGUAGCAGGAAUUUCUUCCUCAGGACACAACACUCACGGGACUCUGGAAUCGGACGUGCACGAACCCAAACCAGACGCCAUAGGACUUCCCGGGUGGUCCGGUCUCUUUGCUGGAAGCGAGAGAAUGAUCGGCUUACUGAGGCUGUUAUCCCAGUUCAUUCGCACACCAACCGUAGCCGCAGUUGGUGUACGGAUCGGAUUGAUCACUGACCUGCUGAACCGCCUCCUCUCGUUGACCAUACCUUCGAACACCGAGGAAGCCGUGACUCAAGCCAGCCUGCGAUUCAAUAACCAGAUCGGAAGAGAAGAGCGUGAAAACCUGUUUGUAGCGCUACCCCAAAUCCAUGCAGCGACCAUUGAGGUUCUGGAGGUCCUUGUCGAGCGCUUUACAGACGCAGUGCAUUCGACUCUGCCCGGCUAUCUCGAUCAGCUCGUGUGGAUAGUCAAGGCCGAGAACACGUCCGAUAUUAUAAGAGCUUCUGUGUACCACGCCGCCAUUCAGCUAGUGGAAAUCUUAGGGUCAUCUAUGACUAAAACCUCGGUAGAUGCACUCAGUCAGAUGAUACAACUCGCCUGCGGCGACCUUCUGCAUGACUCUCAGGCAACUGGUGCCAGUCUAGAUCAAGCAAACGGAAAGCGCAACGGUGGUCAUACGACAAUGGACAUUUCUCUUGGCACCGCCGCCGCACCCAGGCCUUCGACAUCGCUCUCGAGUGGUCCCGUAUUAGCCGCCUACAGCUUGCUCCCCGUCCUGCUCGGCAGAAUCUCCGCUCAACAGAUCUCUGUAUCGCUUCGGACCUUGAUGGAUCGGAUGGCGGUCUUGCAUCGUCACAAGGAGGCUCUGCUAGCCAGUGCCCUCAAUCCACCGGUGAAGAAAGGAGGGACAGCGGCCAGCAGCAUUUUGCGUUUGCUCGCUACCUCUUUCCCUGAAAGCUUGGAAGUUGAAGGAAUGCUAAGGCCGCGCAUGCCCGUGACCAGGACAGGCUUCCCUGUUGACGGGGAUAUGGCAUCCGACGAGGAUCAAGCUGAGGCCAUUGAAGACAGACAUCCAUCGUUCCCGCCACCUGAUCCUGUGAUACUCCCACAGAACGAGGCAUCGCCGGAAAGCCGUUCGGCUGGCGCCAUAGUCGCUGGUGGCGAGCUCCCCGUAGUGCCGCUUGGUGACGAAACCAUGGACGAUGGCUCUGAGGAGGUUCAGCAAGCGACCUUUUCAGAGCCGCACAGCUCCAAGGACAUUGCGAACGCGAGCCGAUCGACCAAGCGCAGCGAGCCUCCUGCUGGAGGUUCACCGUCGUCGCACAAACGGACGCGUCGCGAUAUAUCUGCGCAGCCACCGCUUAGCAAAGGAGUAGCCACUCCGACCGUACCCCAUACAGCUGCUGCCGCCAUCCCAGAUGUUCCAAUAGCUGAGACUGUUAGUGAAAUCUUGAUAGCAGGGGCAGGUACGGAGACCACUCCUGAAGCCGUAUUGCCUCAACAACCUUCAGCGGGAAGCAGUCCGCGACUCCAGGUAGAUGUCGCAGGCGAUAUGGAUGAUGACGACGAUUUUGAGGUUCCGGCACUCACUUUGGGCCACGACACGUCAGAUGACGAAGACGACGGAGCAUAA
Molecule: messenger RNA, 2460 nt
Organism: Coniosporium apollinis CBS 100218
Lineage: Eukaryota; Fungi; Ascomycota; Dothideomycetes
Exons: 1
Coding region: 1-2460 (819 amino acids)
Biological process (GO): rRNA processing
Cellular component (GO): nucleus
Source: RefSeq, a predicted model, not a curated record